Messenger RNA from Sitophilus oryzae (rice weevil), 2100 nucleotides. Its product is annotated as thrombospondin type-1 domain-containing protein 4-like. Gene Ontology annotation, biological process: extracellular matrix organization. Gene Ontology annotation, molecular function: metalloendopeptidase activity. Gene Ontology annotation, cellular component: extracellular matrix. The transcript has 12 exons. Bases 112 to 2100 code for a protein of 662 amino acids. The record is from RefSeq and is a predicted model, not a curated record. NCBI's taxonomy places the organism in Eukaryota, Metazoa, Arthropoda, Insecta, Coleoptera, Curculionidae.
AUGAACCACAGCGAACACAAGCAAUUGAGCAUGGCCAAAAUGUGGUAAUACCCGAAGCUGUGCCAUAGCAGCAUGUCUGGUUGGAGAUAGACUUGGGCAAGCAUUAUCAGAAUGCCAACUAACCAUGAGAACGCGCAUAGGGAGACCACGACGGUGCUGGUAGUGUUUAUCGCCCUGUGUGCGGGCCAGAAAUCCACUGUCCAAAACACGCCCCCGAAGAAAGAAAAACGAUUGGGAAAAUAUCCAGCCAAAGUCUAUGAUCUCUACCACAAUCAAAUAGAAAAGAAACCUAAAGGUUUCGGCGAAUGGUCCUCGUGGAGUCCUUGGAGUCCUUGCUCGAGGUCGUGUGGAGGUGGUGUAACACAACAAAUAAGACAUUGUAUUAACCGACCUGCGGAUUCCAGAUUCGUUAAGAAGCAGAGACGCAGAAGGCAGAAUUGGAAAUCCACUAAUGGAUGCGUUGGCUUGUACAAGAGGAUACAUCUGUGUAACGCGCAGGACUGCGCGGGAGAUCAGGAUUUUCGAUACGAACAGUGUGCCGCAUACAAUAAUCGACCUUUCAAAGGAAAACUGUACUAUUGGGAACCAUUUUAUAGAGCUCAAACAGAAUGCACCCUUAAUUGUCGUCCGAGAGGGUUAAACUUCUACGCCACCCUUAACAAAACAGUCAUAGAUGGGACCCCUUGUUAUCAUCCGGUCACAUCCACAGGAAAAGCAGCCCACAAGGGCACUAGAGGGCUGUGCAUCGACGGAUAUUGUAAGAGUGUAAAUGCCCAGGGAGUGGUUGGUGGUAGUGACGAGAAUAUUCAAGAAGUAUGCCAUUCCUGUCUCAGAGGAGCUUGUAGAGGCAUCAACGGUAUCUACACUCGUCCAGAUCUACCGCCAGGGUACUCAUUGGUAGCCCAGGUUCCAGCAGGUGCUUGUGGAUUACACGUCCAACAACUCAAACAUACCAGAAAUUUAAUAGCUUUAAAAGUGUCUAAUGGGUCUUACAUCCUCAACGGAGAUUGGAAAUUUAGUCCCAGCAAGUCGUUUGAAGUUGCAGGGACGAGAUUUUCUUAUAUAAGCCAGGAUGGGACAUCUUUGGAGACAGUAACAGCACCAGGACCCUUACCGUUUCCAGUUGAUAUAAUGAUUGUUACAUACCAAGCUAACCCUGGCAUCAAAUACGGAUAUUCCGUACCAGUUGAAGGACCAGCGAUAGCUCCGCCUCUUCUACGUCGACCAAGUCCUUCCGAACAACCAACUUUGGAUACUAGAAGACUGGACAUCGCUCCACCUAGCGUGGCUUUCAACAAUCAGAGAGAUGACCCCAAACCAGUCACUAUUCAUCCUGGUCACAGAAGAACUAGGAUCAGAAGGAAGUACUUCCAUUGGAAGGUGACAGGAUUGACGCCUUGUACCAAGUCUUGCGUACCAAAAUUAUAUUGGACUUGCUACAGAACGGUUACUGCAACUCAUCAAAUCCCAGUCAAUGAAAAACGAUGUGCUCAUUUAGACCCACCAGCUUUGGCUCCCAUUUCUUGUAACGUUGAGCCAUGUAUCAAAGCUUCCUGGGAUGGAUUUUGGGGCCAGUGUUCCGUUUCAUGUGGAGAAGGAGUCCAACAAUUUAUUCCACAGUGUAAAAGUGAAUUCAACGGAAAAAUAAUUGUGGUUAGUGAAGCCCAGUGUCCCAAACCUAAACCCAGCUUAGAAUCCCGGGCUUGUCAAGAAAGAGAAUGCGAAUAUUUCAAGGGACUCCAGGACAAUGAGUUACCACAAUCUAUCGACAAUCAAGUAGCCAAGAAAGUUGAUUGGACAGUAGGUCCAUGGUCACAAUGUUCAGCUUCGUGUGGUACUGGUCAUCGAGGUCGAACUGUGACAUGUCCAUCUGGACAGUGUCAUCCAGAAGACAGGCCUAUCCACGCAGAGUACUGUAACCAGGAACCUUGCGGUAAUAAAAGGGCAGUGGAUGUCGUCCAAUCUCAGUCGAGGAUAUCAACAAUAAGUUCUUCCAGUUUAUCUAGUCAAAGCAGUGCUGUAAGUCCGUGGUUGGUCACCGAAUGGUCUCACUGUUCAGAACAAUGUGGUAGGUUUGGACGUUUUAUCAGUUUUAACUAA